Quercus lobata is the source of this 1270-nucleotide messenger RNA. RefSeq names its product nucleic acid binding / zinc ion binding protein. Bases 96 to 863 code for a protein of 255 amino acids. Lineage: Eukaryota; Viridiplantae; Streptophyta; Magnoliopsida; Fagales; Fagaceae. The record is from RefSeq and is a predicted model, not a curated record. The transcript is spliced from 4 exons.
UAACGGUUCGGUACCGUUCAAAUUGAAAUUCAGAUUCACCAAUUUCCUCUCUCUCUCUCUCUCUCCCUCUCAUACACAGUGGUAGAUAGAGGAGCAUGGCGAUGGAAGAACAUGAUGAAGAAGAGAAACAGAAAUUAGGGUUUUCGUACUGGAAAUCGAUUCCUCGAAGUUUCGGACCCGAUUCUCCUUUCUUUGCUUCUGGAAACAUCGAGAGGGAACUUCUCGCCAAACAGGUGGCAUUGGACUUAACUGAAGAUGAGAAACAUCAGCUUCAGAAUAUGGUAGUUGAGGAAGGCGGGGGGAUCUUUUGCCCAAUUGUUGGUUGUGGUUCACGUUUGACUUCUUUGGAGAACUUCGAAGAUCAUUAUAAUGCACGGCAUACUGCCUCCUGUUCAGUAUGCUCUAGAGUUUACCCAACAUCACGUCUGCUUAGCAUACACGUAUCUGAACUACACGAUUCGUUCUUUCAGGCUAAAGUUGCACGUGGUUAUGCCGUGUAUGAAUGCCUGGUGGAAGGCUGUGGUUUGAAGUUCAAGAGCUAUAAAAGUCGACAAAGGCAUCUAGUGGACAAGCAUAAAUUUCCCACUUCAUUUGAGUUUUACAAGAAGGCCCAUCUAUCAAAGAAGCAGAGGCAAAAACUCCAACGCAAACAAGCUACUCAUAAGAGAGAGGAAGAUUCAUGUAUGGAAGUAGAUAAUGAAUCCAUUGAUGGCCUCAUCUCAGGAAUCUCCAAACUAAGCACUUCAGACUCUCCUUCAUCUGUCAGCUUUGGUCGCCGCCACACUCGUGGAUUGACUUUUGUCCCUCGUGCUGUUCAGCGAGAAAAAAUGCCAGAUCUGACAUCAGCUGGAACAAAGAGAUAGCAAGUCUGCUUUUCGGCCAAAUUUGGGUUCACUAUAAAAUCCUCUCCACUCACCAUCUCUGUUGAUUGAUUCUGCUACAGCUUUUGAAGCUGAUUUAAAAAGAGGGGGGAAAGAAGGUUAUUAGAAAGACUUUCAAUGUGGUAGAUGAUGUUUGGGUUCUCUCUCUGAGAAUCUACCCUCUGAAUUUCUAUCAGAGGUAUCAGUUGGUAGGAAGUUUGAGCUUUUCCUUUCCCCCUUUUGUUUUGUGACUCCAUGUGGUUUCCAUAACAUCACAGAUGUCCCCUCAUAGGCUCAAAUGGAGACCUAAGAAGAAUUAUUUAUAUGCAUGAUAUUAUUGUAAUGAAGUAUAAUCGCUUGUCAGGAGCGGCUGGUGUUAAUUUGAAGAGAACUUGAGUUCUAACUUCUAA